UUUUUUUUUAUCUGUCUUUCACAAUCAUUCUCUGUUCAAAGUUUUGCUCCAAUCAUCACUUUAUAUUAUUACAGUCAUAUAAUACUACAAUUAAACUGCUUAUUAUUAUUAUUACAAUUUUUUGUAAGUAUCUUUGUAAUUAUUUGAUCCUGAUUCAGAGCUAAAUUUACUGGUGCAGUUAAAAAAUAUUGAACUUUAUGAAUGGGGAUGUGAUGAAGCAGUUUUCAAUUGAUAAUUUAUCUUCUGUUCCUGCUAUGAGCUCUCCGGUGAAUAUAUCUAAGGAAAUGGAAAAUGGUGCACUGGGGAUUUUAGAUGGAUCCGACUCCUUGCAUGCUCCAAGUGAUGCUGUCCUUUUCUCUACUUCUUUACCUGUUCUUCCACAUGAAAAAUUAGAUUUAGUCGACACAGAAUGUGCUCGCCAAUCCAUUGACGAUUCCUCAUCUGGUUUGGAUAAGCUUGGACAGGAUGUGGAGGGUGGCGAUUUAUUUGAUGACGUUGAAGCUCAUCCAAUCGGGAGUUUACUUCCUAAUGAUGAAGAUCAGCUUUUAGCUGGCAUAAUGGAUGAUUUUGAUCUGACUAGGCUACCUAGCUCAUUAGAUGAUUUGGAGGAUUAUGAUUUAUUUGGUAGCGGGGGAGGCAUGGAACUUGAAAACGACCCACAAGAAAACCUGAGCAUUGGCAUCUCAAACAUAAGUUUAUCUGAUGGAAUUCCUGGGAAUGGGAACGUGAAGCUGCAUUAUGGACUUCCAAAUGGUGGGGCAACUGUUGCCGGAGAACACCCUCUGGGGGAGCAUCCUUCAAGAACGUUGUUUGUUCGUAAUAUUAAUAGCAAUGUUGAAGACAUAGAACUGAAAACUCUCUUUGAGCAAUUCGGUGACAUCAGAACUCUCUACACUGCUUGUAAACACAGGGGUUUUGUGAUGAUAUCCUAUUAUGAUAUUCGUGCUGCUCGAACUGCUUUACGUGCACUGCAAAACAAACCGCUACGGCGGAGGAAACUCGAUAUUCACUUUUCGAUUCCGAAGGAUAAUCCAUCAGACAAAGAUAUUAAUCAAGGAACACUGGUAGUAUUUAAUCUGGAUCCAUCAGUUUCAAAUGAAGAGCUACGAAUAAUUUUUGAGGAAUUUGGCCAGGUCAAAGAGAUAAGGGAAACUCCACACAAGAAGCAUCAUAAGUUUAUUGAAUAUUACGAUGUUAGAUCUGCAGAAUUAGCACUUAAGGCAUUAAAUAGGAGAGAUAUAGCUGGUAAACGCAUAAAAUUAGAGCCUAGUCGUCCUGGUGGAGCUCGGCGAAACUUAAUAUUGCAACUUAAUCAAGAGCUUGAAUUGGAUGAACCUCGAAGUGUACGACAGCCUCCUGUAGGUUCACCCGUAACCAACCCUUCACCAGUUUUGAGUACAGGUAAUUGGGCACAGUUUAGCAGUUCUGCUGAAUAUAAUCCACUGCAAAGUAUCAGCAAAUCCCCAGUUUUCCAGAAUUUGAGCCCAACAGCUGGCAACCAUUUAGCUGGAUUGGCAUCAAUUCUUCACUCUCAAGGAUCAAAUUCUGCAAAAGUUGCGCCAAUUGGUAAAGACCAAGGAAGGGGUAGUCUUGUGGAGCAUACAUUUACAAACAUGAAUUCAGCCCAUGGAAGUGCAUCCCAACAGUCACAUUCAUUGCCCGAGUCAAAUUUGAAUCACUAUCAUGGAAGUAUGUCGUCCUUUAGUGGCCGUUCAUCUUCUAACGGAUCUGUUUUGGAAACAUUAUCAGGUCCACAGUUUCUUUGGGGAAGCCCAAAGCCAUAUUCGCUGCACAACACUACUUCUGCCUGGCCAACAGCAUCUGCAGCCCACCCAGUUUCAUCCAAUGCAAAGAGCCAUGGAUUUUCUUAUGCGGGUCAGCAUAGUUCUAUCCCUGGCUAUCCCCAGAAUCAUCAUCAUAUUGGUUCUGCUCCCUCCAGAGUUCCAUUGGAGAGGCACUUUGGAUUUUUCCCGGAGUCACCAGAAACAACAUUCAGGAGUCCUGUUGCAUUUGGGGGCAUGGGUUUAGGCCAAAAUGAUGGAAGUUUUAUGAUGAAUAUGAGUGGUCGAGCUUCCAUGAAUAAUGCGGCCAGCAUUGCAAGAAACAUGUCUGAAAAUGGUUCUUCAAGUUACAGGAUGAUUUCUUCACCAAGGCUAAGUCCUGUGUUUUUGGGCAAUGGACCAUACCCAGGAGUGGCACCCUCCAUUAUGGACGGUUUUACUGAUCGUGGACGGAGCCGACGGGUUGAGAAUAAUGGGAACCAAGUAGAGAGUAAGAAGCAGUUUCAGCUCAACUUGGAUAAGAUUAUGAACGGGGAAGACACUCGGACUACUUUAAUGAUAAAAAACAUCCCAAAUAAAUACACCUCAAAAAUGUUGCUAGCUGCCAUUGAUGAAAAUCACAAGGGUAGUUAUGAUUUUCUCUAUUUACCAAUUGAUUUUAAGAAUAAAUGCAAUGUGGGUUAUGCCUUUAUAAACAUGUUAUCUCCUUUACACAUCAUUCCGUUUUAUGAGGCGUUUAAUGGUAAAAAGUGGGAAAAGUUUAACAGUGAGAAGGUUGCCUCUCUGGCAUAUGGCCGAAUCCAGGGAAAGGUAGCUCUUGUGACACAUUUCCAAAAUUCAAGCUUAAUGAAUGAAGAUAAGCGCUGCCGCCCAAUUCUGUUCCAGUCAGAGGGGCAAGAAGACGGUGAUCAGAUUGUCUUGGAACAUUUGCCUUCUGGAAGUUUGAACAUCCAGUUUCGUCAGCCAGACGGCUUACAUUCCAGAGACAUUCUAGGAAGCCCUACAAAAGAUGGCACUCUCGAGAGGCCAGAGAACAGUUAACAAUAUGUCAGACGGAGAUUGCCCUCAGCCUGACUGACAGCGGCUGUGGGCGCUAACCCCUGCGUAUAUAUCCAAGUGUAUAAAAAAAAGUUAGGAUGAGAUUGAAUAGGAAAAAAGAUUUUCUUUUGCUGGUAUAGUUUUGAAAGCAGCAAGAGCAUUAAGUACUUGUGCUGAUCAGAGUUGAGGGAGAAGAACAAUCCGUUAACUUCGGUGGCAGAAACGAGAGGUCUUGUUGUCGAAUGUGUAUGCCACCAAUUUGUGCAGGCUUUAUCAUCAGGAUUAUUUCUUUUUCUUUUUUUGUUUCAGGGAUAUGGGUCUCAUAAUUUCAUCUGCAAAUGUGUGUAAUGGUAUAAAGAUGAAUGUAUUCUUAGGAUUUUUCUGGUUUUGAGGGUUGAUGGUGUAACAUGAGAAUUUAUACAGAGCUGUACAGUUGAUGGGAUUACUCUCUUUUGGAUUAAUCCCUUAAAUUCGUUCCUUAAUAGAAGCUAAUUUUGUGUCUAA
This is a messenger RNA of Mercurialis annua (annual mercury), 3323 nucleotides long. RefSeq names its product protein MEI2-like 5. Gene Ontology annotation, molecular function: RNA binding. Bases 198 to 2822 code for a protein of 874 amino acids. The transcript is spliced from 13 exons. The record is from RefSeq and is a predicted model, not a curated record. NCBI's taxonomy places the organism in Eukaryota, Viridiplantae, Streptophyta, Magnoliopsida, Malpighiales, Euphorbiaceae.